Molecule: messenger RNA, 2142 nt
Organism: Penaeus indicus
Lineage: Eukaryota; Metazoa; Arthropoda; Malacostraca; Decapoda; Penaeidae
Product: protein PFC0760c-like
Exons: 2
Coding region: 116-1885 (589 amino acids)
Source: RefSeq, a predicted model, not a curated record
GAGCGCAAAAUUCCCCCGAAACGUGGCGGUUUACAAAUGUAUGUAGACCAUGGUCACUGUUUCAGUGAUAAGUUACCAUUGUUAGUUGCGUUGAUACGACCGUCGCUAACGCAUCAUGGGGACGCUGCCGAACUGGAUUGCACUGUGUCUCUCAGUCGUUGUUGUCACGCACUGCAACCCUGCCAACACACUGCCCACGACACUCCCAACCGCCACGCCCUCUACAGCCACUCCUACAGUGACGCUUGGGGCUGGCAGUGAUGGUGAGGCCAGCGAUGAUAGUAUAGAUGAUGUCCUUCGUAAUGGUGAAGAUGAUGAUGAUGGCACUGGCGAUGAUAGUGUAGAUGAUGAUGAUGGUGAUGGCACUGGCGAUGAUAGUGUAGGUGAUGAUGAUGAUGGUACGCUUCGGGUUGGCAGUGAUGGUGAGGCCAGCGAUGACAUUGAAGAUGAUGUCUUUCGUGAUGGUGAUGAUGAUGGUGUUAUUGACAGUGCGGGUAUGGUGUACACGCUCAUUGAUGAAAACUUAUUGGAAGAUGAUUACAACGAUGAGGAUUACUUCGACGAGGAUUAUUACGAUGACUAUGAUGAUUUCUAUUUCGACGGUUCUUAUGAAGAUCAAGGUCAUGAUGGCGACCAUCUCGACGACGAGAUGCCCCUUAACUACACGCUCGCCGACGACUCGUACACCAUCAAUAGGCCGAAGGAGAUAGUCAUGUCAGAUGAGGAGAUCAACGAACUUAUUGAGAAAAGAGGUCCAGCCGCUGACGGGGAUUAUUCUGAUUAUUUUGAUUACGAUGAUUAUUCUGAUUAUGAUUAUGAAGACGAGGAGGGCGAGGAGGGUGAGGCAAAAUACGAGGAGGGUGAGGUAAAAGACGAAGAGGGAAAUAACGAUAGCGAGGCGAAGGGAGUGGAAGACGAAGAGACGAGGGUGGGAGGAGAAGAACAGCAAACAGGGGAAGGAAAAGAAGAAGCCGGCGAAGAGAACACGGACGACCACUUUCUCAGUUUCCAAGACUACAACAUCACUUUCCACAAGAAUAAUAUCACCUUUUCAGACUAUAUCGGUCUCUAUAAUAUCAGCUUCGAGGACUACAACAUAAGCUUUGAGGAAUUUAACAUCAGUUCAGAGGGCUACCCCUUCGCCGACUACAACGUGACGCUCGUAGACUUCGGCUCUGAUCUCGAGGACUAUCCUGAAUUCAACGUUACCCUCGAGGACUUCAACGCGACCUACGAGGAGUACGAGAACGGGACGGUCUUCGACGUUACUUUUGUCUCCAACGAAGUACUUGACAGCAUCACGAAGGCUCACAAUGCAACAGACGGCGACGACGAGGGCGACGGCGACGAAGUGGAGGGGAAGAUGGUUUCCACCACCGACAGCAGCGACGACGCUGGACGCCCGACGACGGAGUCUCCCCAGCCUCCCCCGGAGCCCGGAAAUCUCAGAAGUGAGAGGGAAGUUGAUAUGGGCGCCUGGUCUCUUACCCCAGACGAGUGCGAGCGAGUCUACGACAGUCUUAUCGCCUCCGGACUGCUGAGAAGAGAGGAGGAGGAAGAGGUAAGGGCCCUGGAGCGAAUGCGAAGGUCGAUCGAGUCCCUUGGAGGCAUGGACGCCCUCAGGGGGAGUGAUGAACUGACGCACCACGUAGUAAAGCGACAGCUGACUGGAGGCGAGGCCUGCGGCACCUUCAGCAGGCGUCGCAGAAGGGAGACAGGCGAGCCGCCUUCCUCCUUCCCUGCCUCUCCUUCCUCCUCCAGGAAAAGGCGCGGUAUCUCUAAUGUUGGCAAGCGGUUAGAACAGGACAACGCUAACUUUAAGCAGCUCUACAACCAGUACAAGAUUAUGUGCCGGUUCGUUGCCAUGAUGAUCUUCGAAAAGUGAUCUGACCCAAAAGGACCUGAGACUCUUUGCAAAAAAAGUUAUCCUCAGCUUUAAGUUCGCUCUCAAAUAAGGAAUUUAGAGUGAAUUCUAAAAAUAGCAGAUACUCUGCACCAUCUUUGUAAAAAAAAAUGAAAAUAAAAUGUUCACGCAAAAUAACAUAAUCAUCGUAUAUGUAAUAUAUUUUCAAACACUCAAUUUUCCCCAGAAUUAAUUUAUCGGUGAAAAUAAUCUAAAGUGUAUGCUUGAAUAAACCUGUU